Echinococcus granulosus is the source of this 1053-nucleotide messenger RNA. RefSeq lists its product as hypothetical. NCBI's taxonomy places the organism in Eukaryota, Metazoa, Platyhelminthes, Cestoda, Cyclophyllidea, Taeniidae. Bases 1 to 1053 code for a protein of 350 amino acids. The transcript is spliced from 6 exons. The record is from RefSeq and is a predicted model, not a curated record.
AUGAUUCUUGAGGGCUACUGUCACGCUCCUUUUGGUCCUGGCGGUUUGCGGGCAGCUUUACUAAGCAACAUCAUGCUAACCUCCUCAGUCAGUUGCAAUGGCCUUCCACCCGAUCUGGAGUUUACUUUAGACGAGAUCAGCACCGAAUUGGUCAAAUUGGGUGUGAAAGAGACCUCGCCUACGCGAUUGGCUGCUAUCAAGGCCGAUCUUGAUACGCUCAUUGCUCGCGACCUUGACACUUUUUCUAUCAGUCUCGACAAGGAGAAAAGUGCCACCUCGCGCUCAAGGUCCAACUCCACCUCCUUUUCGUCCGAUGGCGCAGCAACUACUACAAGUGACUCUGAGGCGAAAACCUACUGCCGAUCUCCUCAACUGAUGGAAGGUGAGGAAGACAAGGGGAAUGAAGAAACGUACGAUCCCGAGGAGACCUCUGGGGAAAGCAAUACGAUCUCGUCAGAUUUUGGGGAGACAGCAUGUUCCGGAAGUCGAAGCCAUAGCUGUUCGGGUAAUUCACGCCUCCUCUGGAGAUUCAACCAUCAAUCCAAAAUUCCUGCUCCUUGUGAUGUUCCUCCCAUGGGCAGAAGGAUUUAUGGGACUCGAGCUUCCCUGAGAUCAAGCUCUCUGGAAAAUUUGGACUAUGACCGGAACCUCUCAUCCUCCUCUUCUGUGUCCACUAGAAGACCCUUGACAGCAGGACGUACGAGUCGGCGGGCCGGAGGCGGGGUGAACCGAGGUGAUCCGGUGUCGCUGUGGCGCCUCUACAACAGUCAAUGGGAGCGGCAGGCGCGCGCCACGGCGGUGAGCGAACGCGCCCUGCGCUGGUCCGUCAAGGCCGCUAUGGCGGUGCGUGAGGUGCCACUGCUAGCUGCCUCGCGUCGAUCUCUCCACUUCGGCCCCUCCUCGGAGUCCGCACAAGGGGGACAGGUUCGCCGUCUUGGCGAGGAGAUGGCUAGUCUGGAGGUUGAGAGAGAGGAGCACACGAGACACCUACCCCGGGAAUUUGACCUACUCGAAGACCUUAGAAUGGAAGCCGUAGGAAAGAAGUCGAUGUAG